Molecule: messenger RNA, 4254 nt
Organism: Rhagoletis pomonella (apple maggot)
Lineage: Eukaryota; Metazoa; Arthropoda; Insecta; Diptera; Tephritidae
Product: transcription initiation factor TFIID subunit 2-like
Exons: 11
Coding region: 113-3805 (1230 amino acids)
Biological process (GO): transcription initiation at RNA polymerase II promoter
Cellular component (GO): transcription factor TFIID complex
Molecular function (GO): metallopeptidase activity; RNA polymerase II general transcription initiation factor activity; chromatin binding
Source: RefSeq, a predicted model, not a curated record
GGCAGUUGUGCUGCCGUAAAAAAAAAAAACAAAAUAAACAAGUUGGCGUAAAAAUUUUGCAGUUGGGUAAAAUGCCAAAAUCCUAAAAAAAACCCAUCAAAAUAUUGUUAAAAUGGAUAAGGAACCAAAGCAAGAAUCUAAAGAUGUACCCGCACGGCCAUUUAAAUUGGCGCAUCAAAUUGUGAGCUUGACGGGCAUAAGUUUCGAACGGAAGAGCAUAAUAGGUGCUGUGGAGUUAACGAUUGUGCCUACAAAAGAAAAUUUGCGGUUGAUAAGGUUGAAUGCCAAGCAGUGCCGCAUUUAUCGAAUACUUUUGAAUGAUGUGUGCGAGGCGGAGUUUUUCUACUUCGAUCCCUUCUUGGAUAUCUGUCAGGGAGAUACAAAAGUACGCUCACUGGAUGUGUAUUCCAAAAAUCACUUAGCAGCCGCGCAGAAAACAGACCCAGACGUCAACUCCGGCGAAUUAUUGAUACAAAUUCCACCAGAGGGUUAUCACAUGAUCCAAGAAGGCCGCGGUUUGCGAAUAGGAAUAGAAUUCUCGAUGGAGGACCCUCAAGGAGGCAUACAUUUCGUCAUUCCACCAACAAGUGAGGAUGAAAUACUGCCCAAUAGUGCACAUAUGUUCACGUAUGCAUAUGAGAAUUCGACGCGUUUAUGGUUUCCUUGUGUCGAUAGUUUCGCAGAUCCUUGCACUUGGAAACUCGAAUUUACUGUGGACAAACACUUAACUGCUGUGUCUUGCGGUGAAUUAAUCGAAGUUGUUAUGACACCAGAUUUGAGGCGUAAAACAUUUCACUAUUCGCUAACAACACCUGUAUGUGCUCCAAAUAUCGCACUUGCUGUAGGCCCCUUUGAGAUCUACGUCGAUCCACACAUGCAUGAGGUCACACAUUUUUGUCUACCACAGCUCUUACCACUUUUGAAAAAUACAGUGCGCUACUUGCACGAAGCAUUUGAGUUUUUUGAAGAAACGCUAUCCACGCGUUAUCCUUUCUCCUGCUACAAACAAGUUUUUGUAGACGAGCUUGAUACAGAUAUCAGUGCUUAUGCCACGUUGAGCAUAGCUUCUGUGCAUCUCAUGCAUUCCAUUGCUGUCAUCGAUCAAACUUAUAUAACGCGUACAUUAAUGUCGCGUGCCAUAGCAGAACAGUUUUUUGGCUGUUUCAUUACAUCACAUCAUUGGUCUGAUACUUGGUUGGCUAAAGGCAUUGCUGAAUAUUUAUGUGGCCUGUAUUCACGAAAGUGUUUUGGAAACAAUGAGUAUCGGGAAUGGGUUCAAUCGGAAUUGGCGCGUGUAGUGCGCUAUGAAGAGCAGUAUGGUGGAAUUAUUCUUGAUUGUAGUCAGCCACCGGCUCCACUACCAGUGUCAAGUACGAAUCCUGCAAGUGCGACUAGCAAACAAACAGAAAUCGUGCAUUAUUUUCCUAUCAAAAGUUUACAUACGGUUUCGCCUAAAUAUGUCGAAGCAAUGAGGCGUAAGGCUCAUUUGGUUAUACGAAUGUUGGAACACCGCAUCGGACAAGAGUUACUUAUACAAGUUUUUAAUAAACAACUGGUGCUGGCUACUAAUGCAGCGGUGACAAAAAUUGGCUCCGGUUUAUGGCAUCACUUGCUUAUUUCCACCAAUAUCUUUAUCAAAGCUAUUUUCACUGUAACUGGCAAAGAUAUGUCUGUUUUCAUGGAUCAGUGGGUGCGUACUGGUGGGCAUGCGAAAUUCUCUUUUACUUCGGUGUUCAAUCGCAAACGUAACACAAUUGAACUAGAGAUAAGACAAGAUUUUGUAAAUCAACGAGGCGUCCGUAAAUAUAAUGGACCCUUACUGGUACAACUACAAGAACUGGACGGCACAUUCAAACAUAUGCUACAGAUUGAAAAUACUGUAGUGAAGGCAGAUAUUACUUGUCACUCGAAAAGCCGACGUAAUAAAAAGAAAAAAAUUCCACUAUGUACGGGAGAAGAAGUCGAUAUGGAUCUCUCUGCAAUGGAUGAUUCACCUGUACUUUGGAUUCGUCUAGACCCAGAAAUGAUUUUAAUACGCGAUCUAAACAUAGAACAACCCGAUUUUCAGUGGCAAUAUCAGUUGCGCCAUGAGCGUGAUGUGACGGCACAGUUUGAGGCUAUAAAAGCCUUAGAGAAAUAUCCAACAAACGCAACACGUUCUGCACUAACGGAUACGAUUGAGAAUGAACGUUGUUUUUAUAAAGUGCGCUGUGAGGCAGCACAUUGCCUUACGAAAGUGGCCAAUCAAAUGGUGACACAAUGGAGUGGCCCACCGGCAAUGUUGAAUAUCUUCAGGAAAUUUUUCGGCUCAUUUAGUGCACCCCAUAUAAUUAAACAGAAUAAUUUUGCCAAUUUUCAGUUAUACUUUUUACAAAAAGUUAUACCUGUCGCAAUGGCCGGCCUACGCACUUCGCAUGGUAUUUGUCCACCCGAAGUCAUACGCUUUCUCCUGGAUCUCUUUAAAUACAAUGAUAACACGCGUAAUCACUACUCAGAUGUUUACUAUCGCGCUGCUUUAGUUGAUGCCUUAGGAAAUUCCAUAACACCUGUUGUUUCCGUCGCUCUACGUGGCACACCAAUUACUUCGGAUAGUCUUUCCGCAGAUGCCAAACUCGUACUUGAAGAGGUCACUCGUCUACUCAAUAUGGAAAAGAACUUACCUUCAUACAAAUAUAUGGUAUCUGUUUCUUGUCUUAAAGUGAUACGAAAACUACAAAAAUGUGGCCACUUGCCUUCGCUGCCGAAAAUCUAUCGCUGCUAUGCUGCUUAUGGCCAAUAUCUUGACUUACGUAUAGCGGCUAUGGAGUGUUUAGUGGAUUUCGUAAAAGUAGAUGGUCGUUGGGAAGAUUUAGAUCAUUUGAUUACACUGCUUGAAACAGAUCCCGACCCAGCUGCACGGCAUGCGCUUGCACAAUUACUAAUCGACAAUCCACCAUUUACGCGUGAGUCACGUAGUAGCCGCUUAGAUCGGUCAGAGUUGGUAGAGCGAUUGUGGUCAAAUAUGAACAACAAACUGGCGUUCGAUACGAAAUUACGUUGUGAUAUGGUGGAUUUAUAUCAUGCGCUAUAUGGCACAAAACGUCCCUUGUGCUUACAAUCGGCCGAUGUCAGCAACAUGUACAAAGAAAUCAUUAAAGAAGGUACCAAGAAAACCAACACUCCAAUCAGCACUGGCUCUAUUAACGACGUCACUGUAACGCCGCCUCCAAUAAAAGAAGAGAAAGACGAAGUGGUUGAUAUUGUCGAAGAGAAGACCACUAUAACAUCACUGAAACGCACAGCUACCGAGUCGUUUGAAGUAGGCAAUGAAAUUAUCAAACUGGAAACAAGCGAAGAAGUAACUCUGGUUGAGGAUAAUGCAAUUAAAGUGGAGUCAUACGAAAAUGAAAUAAAAGUUAAUGUUGAGCAAGAAGCUGAUACAUCUGUGCACUCACCUGAGCCGAAACGUUUGAAGAGUGAAAUCUUCGAAGAGGAUGACAAUUCUGUAACAAUUAUCGAUAUUGGCGAGACGACUAUAACAAAAGCAGAUAGCAGUUUUGAGGCAAGUAAAACCGACGCCGAAAGCAGACAUAAGGCGGAAAUCUCAUCAAAGCAAAAAAAGAAAAAGAAAGACAAAAAGAAGCACAAACACAAGCAUAAGCACAAGCACAACAAGGAGAAGGAGCGUGACAAGGAACGUGAGCGCAAGGAUAAAAAAGAUCCCAACAUAUCGCGCAUCCAAGCUAAAGAAGCUACGCCUGAAACACUCAGUUCAGCAGAUAGUAGCAAUUCAAAUAGCAAUCCACCAACGCUAAAUUUUACAUAAGCACACUACAAUAUAAUAAUUAUUUUUUAUACAAUUUACUUUUAUAUACAUUCAGUAAUUUGCUAAUAUUACACGCAACAAGUUUGUUGAGAGCUUAAAGUUUUCUAGCAGCAUUUUUUACAAUAUACAUACAUAUACAUAUAUGUAUAAUAAUAACUUUAAUAAAAUUUGAACUACGUUUUCGUAAAAUGCAUUGCAAAAAUGAAUGUAUGGAUAUAUAUGUCUAUGUAUGAUUUUUUUUUAUAAAUUCUCUACUAUUCAUUUUCAAAUGCUGCAUAGGUUUUACUUGAACGUCAUAGUGUUUCGUUUGUUUCGAAAUAUACGCGUACUCUAUGAUAUUUAAAAUUAAAAAUUACAUACAUAUAAUUACAUAAUUAUAAAUAAAUGUGCAUUACAGUGCCAACUGAAACUUAUUUAAUAGCAAGUGGGCCGUUGCGCAAUAUUCCGUA